Messenger RNA from Alternaria alternata, 1051 nucleotides. RefSeq lists its product as hypothetical. The transcript has a single exon. Bases 69 to 599 code for a protein of 176 amino acids. NCBI's taxonomy places the organism in Eukaryota, Fungi, Ascomycota, Dothideomycetes, Pleosporales, Pleosporaceae. The record is from RefSeq and is a predicted model, not a curated record.
CGAUUGUAUAUUUGAGGUAAAGCCCUAUCCUCUGCUAUUGAACGAACCUGUUCCCCAUACGUGGAGCUAUGUUAGCGUAUCGCAUCAAGCCAGUGAAGUCGAAGAUCUCAAUUGUUAUAAGGGGUGCUCGUAAAAAUCCACUAUCGACCAGGAAUUGCAAGGAAAUACCAUUAAUUAAAAACAUGCUAUACGCCCACUCGUCUAAUAGUUGGUAUGCAAUGCUGAUCCUCCAGAAAUGUACCCACAGUGCCUACAUGCGCCAACCAAGCAAGCUCGUUACACAUUAUUUCGUAAGAAAAGAUAGACGAAGAGACGAACGCGGAUCUUUGAAACGUCUAUCAGGAAGGAAAACGGUUGAUACAAGAACAGAAACACUCAACAUAGGAAACGUACUAAUACAUAUCCUCUCCCCUCUCCUUGCCACUGCCAUUAGUGUGUCUCACACUGCCAACCACACUGGCACGUCCACUGCCGCCGAUGCGACUGCCGCCCGCAGACGCACUUCUUUGGAUAGUGUCGGCAUCAUCUUCAUCCCUUCGAUCCCGCUCUUUUUCGAGUGCAGCCCUCAAGUCUGCAUUUUCUUCCACUUUUUGCUCUAGCCUCUUCCGGGCGCCGCUUCGGUCAAGGAGUCGCGCUUCACGCUCAGCCUUCAACCGCCGUUCAAGUUCCUUGAGUCGAUGUAUCCACUUCUGCUCACUUGGUUGAAGCGGUCCAGCAGCAGGAUAAGGGUGGCCUGGCGCAGGCGUCGAUGAAGUAGAAUAAUUUUCGACUACAGAAGCGGAGUGAGCCCGCAACAGCGUUUGCGCCAUACUGGCACGCUUGGAAGAGACUGGCGACGCAGCACGUGAUGGCGAGCGGCUAACAAUAACAUCGUUGCCAGACUGCGUCGUGGUCGUGAUGGCGCGGAGGGUUUGGACCUCGGAUCGUAACGUUUUGUUUUCAGUACGCAGUUUGUUUAGUUCUGCGGUGUUAAGAUCAACAAUACCUCCACGAACAGUGCUAGGUCUUCCAAUCGACUGUCGUUGAGCCAUGACAAGCUUCUCAAGCUGGU